This is a messenger RNA of Castor canadensis (American beaver), 2296 nucleotides long. RefSeq names its product von Willebrand factor A domain-containing protein 5A-like. NCBI's taxonomy places the organism in Eukaryota, Metazoa, Chordata, Mammalia, Rodentia, Castoridae. The record is from RefSeq and is a predicted model, not a curated record.
AUGGAGGAUUUGGUGGAAAGUGAAGAGGAUGUAACCUCAGUUCCAAAGGUCAGAAAAAUUAUGGGGUUUCCUCAGAGAGGAGUUUUGCUCCUUGGGACCCUCAGCAGCCUCAGAGUUCAAAUCAGGGGUGAGCUGGACACCCAGGGUCAGACAGAGGCUUUUACCCUGAAGACACCUGGUACCCUGUCUGUGCUGCCCACAGUCUGGGCCCAAUCAAAAGCACUGGGGAACCCAUCCCUGCUCCACCAAGAUGAACUGAUGGUGGCAAAGACCUUUAGGAGCCUGGACUCUGUGGGCCACUGGGUCUCCCAGUCCAACACUGCCCUGCCUAGGCACAGACUUUGCUGGGCCUCCAAGGACAUGGCACAGCCAGGUGAGAAGAAUGGAUUUCACCCAAGGAAACCCUAUGCCACAACGGAGUAUUCCUGUGGCCUGCACACAGGCCCAGAGAAGCCAGCCCCAGUGGCACUGAUGGAGUUCUCAGUGACCUCGUCCAUCCAUGAAUUUGUGGCUGAUGUGUCUAUAACCUUGAACUAUGAGAAUGUGGAGAAAAUUCCUUUGGAUGUCAUCUUUGUGUUCCCCAUAAAUGAAGACUACACCAUCUAUGGUUUCGAGGCCUUGGUGGAUGGAAAGAAAAUUGUGGCAGAAUUACAGGAUAGGAUGAAGGCCUACGAAAACUAUGAGGAUGUUGUUUCCCAGGGCCACCAGGUCUACUUAUUGGAGGAUGCAUGCUCCAGUGAUGUUUUUCACUGUAAUGUGGGGACACUGAAACCUGGGACGAAGGUAGCACUCACCCUGAGGUAUAUGCAGGAGCUGUCCCUGGAAGCAGAUGGUGCCCUGCGCUUUGGGCUCCCACCUACCCCAAAACCUAGAUAUCGUCUAUCUGAUCGGCAUGAAGACAGUGGCCUGGAUAUGAAGAUUCCUAUAGUGCCUUUGGAGGACCUGCUCUGUAUGCUCAUCAUGCAUGCCACCAUUACCUCCAAGCACAACAUUGAGAGGGUCCUAUCCAACAAUCCUGUGAGGUCUGUUUUUUACCGUUGACAUGAUAAGAUUACUGCUAAGGUUUUCUUGGCUUCAGUACACAAUGUUGAUCAGUACUUGGAACUCCUGAUUUACUACAGUGAUGUGCACAGCCCCACUGUAGCUGUGGAGAUGGGGAUGCCUGGAACAAAGCCAGAUAGUUUAGUGGAAGCUCCAUGUGCAAUGGUGAGUUUCUAUCCAGAUUUCCGAAAAGUUGAGGGAUCAGUGACCUGUGGAGAAUUUGUCUUCCUUGUGGACUGCUCAACGAGGAUGGGGAGAACCCUGAGUGACAAGGAUGGAGCUCAGCUGCGCAUAGAAGUUGCCAAGGAAACACUGAUUCUGCUUCUGAAGAGUUUGCCUAAUGGCUGUCAUUUCAACAUCUUUCUAUUUGGAUCUUCCUAUGAGGAACUCUUUCCAGACAGUGUGAAGUAUAGUCAGAAAACAAUGAAGAAUUCAGUGGAGCGAAUUAUGCUUAUGUCUGCAACAUUUCGGGGCUCUAAUCUUUUGACACCACUAAAGAAAAUUUGCAGGCAACGACCCAUUCCAGGCCACCCCUUUCAGCUUUUCAUCUUCACAGAUGGAGAAGUUGCUCAUAUGGAUCAUGUAAUCAAAGAAGUUAAGUUGUACAGGAAGAAACAUAAGUGUUUCUCAUUUGGUGUUGGAGGAGGUGCCUCCAUGAGCUUUAUAAAAAAUAUUGCCCAGAUAUCAGGGGGCACUUCAGAGUUUGUCACAGGUAAGAACAGGAUGCAAACCAAGGCUCUUAUGUCCCUGAAGUGUUCACUGCAGUCUGUGAUUGAAGACAUUAGUCUCAGCUGGCAUUUGCCUCCUGGUCUGUCUGCUCGCAUGCUUUCCCCAGAGCACACUGCCAUCUUUAAGGGUCAGAAGUUAAUCAUCUAUGCCCAGCUGACUGGGAUUAUGCCAGCAGCUAAGGCUUCUGGAAAAAUACACGUCAAGUACAAACUCCAGAGCAAGAGUUUUGAGUGUAAAGUGACAUUUUCUCUGGUACCCAAGCAAGAUGUUGGUUUCAUCAUUCACAGUCUUGCUGUCAAGUCUUUUAUCCAGCCCAAAGACUUUGGCUCCAAGGAAACCACAGAAAAAGAUAAAGAAGAUAUGUUCAAUAUUAGCAUUGAGUCUGGAAUCUUGAGCUCCUUUACAGCUUUCUUUGCCAUAAAUGAGGCGAUCAACCAACCAGUUCAGGAGCCCCUGACUCUCAGAGAAACUCCAAUGACAAUUUUGUUGGGUCCUAUGUGUCUGAUGUCAAGAAUGGGGGAAGGAG